This is a messenger RNA of Marasmius oreades (fairy-ring Marasmius), 1012 nucleotides long. RefSeq lists its product as uncharacterized. The transcript has 7 exons. Lineage: Eukaryota; Fungi; Basidiomycota; Agaricomycetes; Agaricales; Marasmiaceae. The coding region runs from base 42 to 839 and encodes 265 amino acids. Gene Ontology annotation, cellular component: endoplasmic reticulum; endoplasmic reticulum membrane. The record is from RefSeq and is a predicted model, not a curated record.
GUAGACGUGGCUCGCGAUACGCUUUCACCAGUCCUAUCAAAAUGCGUUUUCUGAAAGCCGCUGCUGCAUUAUGUGCCGUAUACUUGACGGCUGUAUCUGCUGUUGAAGUCGUCAAAGAAGAGUCAGGAAAUUUAGAGACCGACACUCCCGACGCUCCUGAAACACCAGAACUUGUUACUAGUAUUCAGUGGCCAGAAAGCAAUCCAUUCGGUCACGUGGUUAACGGCGAGAAGAAUGCCUUGUCAGUCCUCAUCGAGAACAAGACCGGCAAAAACAUCACAGUCCUUUCCAUCUCUGGCUCGGUACACACUCUGGAGACCGAAAAAUUCCUCAAGAAUCUCACCGCUCUCGCGUAUAAUAUACCCCUCGUCAACGACGUAAAGAUUGCGAUUCCAUAUAAUUUUUACAGCGAAUUCAAGCCUGGUGACCUGCUCCUCAACAUAUGGGUCGAUCACCUCAUAGAGGAUGAAAAAGAACGCGUACUGGUAUACGAAUCUGUCGUCACUAUCGUCGAACCCGAAGGAUCCUGGUUUGAUUUCAAGUUGAUUUCCACCUAUCUCGUCGUCUCUGCUCUCCUGGGCGGCUUAACCUACGUUGCCUACCUUUCUUUCGUCCCACAGUCCAAGAAAUCCAAAAAGGCAAACGUCAGUGUCCCCGUAUCCGUUCAGGCUACCGGUGCAGGUGGUUACCAAGAAGAAUGGAUUCCGGAGCAUCAUAAGCCCAAAACCAGCAGGAAGAGGACCGGAGGCGCCGUCAGUGGGACAAGCGGAGAUGAGCUUAGUGGAGCUGAGACCAGCGGUGCAGAAGGAAAAAAGGAGAAAACCAGAAAGAGGAAAUGAACGUAUUUCAUUUGCUUGGAGCGGAGAAAACAUUUCGGGUUAGCGCUAGUCGACCGUGUUUUUUCUUGAGCAUGCGCCGCAAUUCCUUCUGUGCUGGCCACGAAAUAUUCAUUCUUCGUCAGAAGAAAAGUUUAACUACACAGAAUAUCACAUAUUCGAGGUAUUCAACACGU